Grosmannia clavigera kw1407 is the source of this 519-nucleotide messenger RNA. Its product is annotated as ard family protein. NCBI's taxonomy places the organism in Eukaryota, Fungi, Ascomycota, Sordariomycetes, Ophiostomatales, Ophiostomataceae. The record is from RefSeq and is a predicted model, not a curated record. The transcript has 3 exons. Bases 1 to 519 code for a protein of 172 amino acids. Gene Ontology annotation, molecular function: acireductone dioxygenase [iron(II)-requiring] activity.
AUGAAGGCCUACCUGUACGACAACUUGCCAGGCGAUCAGCGCCUACCACAUGACUCGGGUAAGGCUGUCGAUGCCGAAGCCCUCGAGCGUCUCGGCGUGAUCUAUCACCGCGUUCCAGAUAUUGCGGCUGUUGACCAGCUCGCAGCCGAGCGGGGCUACAAAAACCGCGACGAGAUUAAAAUCUCGCCCCAGUCGCUCGGUGACGCCUACGAUACCAAGGUAAAGAGCUUCUUUAACGAGCAUCUGCACGAGGACGAGGAGAUCCGCUAUAUUCGCGAUGGAUACGGCUACUUUGACGUGCGUAACAAAGGCGACGCGUGGGUGCGCAUCCAGCUCGAGAAGGACGACCUGAUCAUCUUGCCGCCUGGCAUCUACCAUCGCUUCACUACCGACGAUACGAACUUCACGCAUGCCAUGCGGCUCUUCAAAGACGAGCCCAAGUGGACACCACUUAACCGCAGCAGUGAGGUCGAUGAGAACGAGCAGCGCAAGAGCUAUGCCUCCCAGUACCUUAACUGA